Messenger RNA from Capsicum annuum, 1476 nucleotides. RefSeq names its product zinc finger MYM-type protein 1-like. Bases 1 to 1476 code for a protein of 491 amino acids. The record is from RefSeq and is a predicted model, not a curated record. The transcript has a single exon. NCBI's taxonomy places the organism in Eukaryota, Viridiplantae, Streptophyta, Magnoliopsida, Solanales, Solanaceae.
AUGACACUUAUUCUACGAUACGUUGACAAAAAAGGUGAAGUGAUAGAGCAAUUUGUUGGUGUAGUCCAUGUUAGUGAUACAUCCGCACGAUUCUUGAAGAAGUCAAUCUAUUCUUUUCUUUUAGAUCACUCACUAAGUCCACCCCAAAUCCGUGGAAAAGGUUAUGAUGGUGCAAGUAACAUGCAAGGAGAACUAAAUGGUCUUAAGAGUUUAAUUUUGCGUGAUACUCCAUCUGCUUAUUUUACUCAUUGUUUUGCUCACCAGUUGCAGCUGACACUCGUGGCUCAUAUGAAGAAGAAUUCAGAUGUGGAUGAUUUUUUUUGUUUAAUUAGUAAUGUGUUGAAUAUUGUUGGAGCAUCUUAUAAGCGCAUGGAUUUGCUCAUACAACAUCAAGCUGCAAAGUUAGAGGAUUUGAUCAUUUCUGGUGAAGUUCAUACAGGACAGGGACUAAAUCAAGAACGUGAACUUCAACGGCCAUGUGACACUCAUUGGGGUUCUCACUGUAAGUCAUUAGAGAACUUCAUUGACAUAUUUUCAUCAAUUUUUAAUGUGCUUGGAUUUGCUGCACGUGAGUGCCCAAAUUAUCUUGACAGACUUACAACGAAAACUCUUGAGAAUCCGAUUAAGGGAUUUGAUUUUGCUUUUAUGCUACACUUGAUGUUGAAAGUUCUAAUGAUAACAAAUCAUUUGAACUCCUCAUUACAAAAGAUGGAUCAAGAUAUUGUCAAUGCUUUGAAACUGCUCAAUACUGCAAAGCAAGAAUUGCAAAGGAUGAGAGAUAAUGGAUGGAGCUCAUUACUAGAUGAUGUCUUUUCUUUUUGUGAUAAAUAUGAGAUAGAGAUCCCGAAAAUAGAUGCUCGCUACAUUCCUGGUAAGUCGAAACGUAGAGCUCUUGAUGUUACAUAUUCUCAUCAUUUUAGGGUUGAAAGAUUUUGUGUUGUUAUUGAUUUUCUACUUCAGGAGCUUAAUAAUCGUUUCGACGUUGUGAGUACUGACUUACUUCUUGGUAUGGCUUGUUUACAUUUCGCUAAGUUAUUUGGUAAUUUUGAUAAGAAAAAAAUAAUGAGAUCAGCUGAAUAUUAUCCAAAUGAGUUUGAUAGCAACAAACUUCGAGAUCUCAGUUGUCAACUUGAUAAUUUCAUAGCACAUGUUCGAGGUUCUGAUAAAAGAUUUUUCAAUAGAAAGGGAAUUACUGAUCUUGCUAAAGUAUUGGUUGAAUCAGAAUUGUAUCAGACCUGGCCUCUUGUUUAUUUGCUCAUCAAGUUGACUCUCAUUCUUCCCUUUGCUACUACUUCUGUGGAACGAGCUUUCUCUUCCAUGAACUAUAUCAAAAAUGAACUCUGCAAUAUCAUGGGUGAUGAAUUUUUAAAUGGUUAUUUAGUUUGCUAUGUAGAGCGUAAGAUAUUUGCAACUGUAAGUAAUGAUGUUAUUAUUCAUCGUUUUCAAAAUAUAAAAAGUCGUCGAACACAGUUAUAA